GCCUCCUGGCGGCGGCCGCUGCCGCGCCGUCGGGCCUCGUCGACGCCCACGACUGUGCGGUGGAGCUGGCCGCGGGAAAGGCGGGGAGUUGGCCGCAGGACAAGGCCUCCGUGUGCUGCGUUCUGCACGGCGUGUGCGCCGACGCGGCCAAGGAGAGCGCCGCCGCGGGCGCUUCCGCGAACGGCACCCGCGCACGGGGCACGGCCGCGGAGGGCGAGGCGGAUGUCCAAUGCUGCUGCUACUCAGAAGUACAACUGCACUGACCCCAGCGAUGCGCGCCCCGACAAGUGGCCAGCAGAAAAACAGCAGAUGUGUUGCAUCCAAGAGGGUAUUGGUUGUCCUGGUGUGGACUACCGUGGGACCCUGAAUCAUCUGCAGCCUUGGGCAGCGAAGACGCACACGACGACAGCGAAGACACACACGACGACCAAUACCAUUGAGAGCACGACCACUACCCUCAGCACCACUGUCAAGGCAGACAACGCGAGUGACACCACCACUAGACUUAACACCACUGUGACGGUAGAAAGCACCACUACGGUGAAAGGUAUUACUACAGUAGAAAUCACUACUACUGUCACCACCCUGGACAGAGGUGUGUUCGCGAAUGUUAACUACGAAGGGAAAACGGACGCUUGUGAUGCAUUCCAAAACAAGUUCCUCACAUAUUUGCAAACUAUUGAAACGCAGCUUCGGUCGACUGUGGACGUGGACUGCUCUUCGCAAGAGAGGGAUAAGGCAGACAAGGCGGAGGAUGAGGAACUUGGUAUUUCAUGGGAUGAGCGAAAGGCUGCAAUUGGGAGACAGAUGAAAGAAUCUGGCAAGUUAGGGGACUGGCGGCCAGAUUUCAGUGAAGUUAUUCAGCGAGAUUAUUGCUGCACGAACGUUGACACGCGUUGGUGUAAGCAAUUUGAUGGAAAAGAGAAGUACGCUUACCGAUGUGAUCUCAAUCAAACAGAGUACCAAGAGGAGUGGGUCAUGCCGAAGAAAUUGUGGUGUUGCCUACAUUUCGACAUUGGCUGUCGAGCUCUCAGCGAGCUGUGUCCAGACAAGCUUGUCUUUUCUACGACAGCGACAGCGACAUCCACGACAACAGCAACGGCGACAGCAUUAACGGCAACAACGAGGACAAUCACAUCAACGUUGGAUCCGCAGAGUUGUCAAACUGACCUUGCGAAUUGGCAGAACGCAUGGCCAGUGGCCAAAAAGACCGAAUGCUGCACCCGAUUCUUGACGUUCAAUGUGUGGCCUGCCGACACAGAGGAAGGAUGCUGCAGCAACGGCUUCGCGGCUUGCGAGCAGAUGGCUUUGGCGGAUAAUCCCGAGUACGACUGUGAGGCAGCGUAUCCAAAUUGGCGCGAGGCUUGGUCUGCAGAAAAACAGGAGUGGUGCUGCGCUCAUUACAAGCGCGGUUGCCACGAAGCGUCAUAUGAGUGUGAUACGAGCGACGAUGAUUUGAUAUCGGAUUGGCCUGUGAGCAAGAGCAGCUGGUGUUGUACGCAUCGGCAGGUGGGCUGCGCGGCAGAUCCACAGAGCGAGGGCGCGGCAGGCUUUGAUUGCUCGCCUAGCGCCCAGAACACCGCUCCGGAGUGGUCUCAGGAGCAGAAGCGCUGGUGCUGCAUGUAUGAGGACGUUGGUUGCCACGAGUUGGUUGCGGAGAACCGCCUUGCUGCCAAAUACACGCAGGCGUCAACUUCAGAUUGGACGCCGUCCCCUGCAAGCGCGCUCGUUCGCACGUGGGGUGUUGGCGUUAUUUUGCUGGCGUCUACCGCGUUGACUCUGCACACUGUCUGCAGACGCCGUGUCUACCAUCUUCCUGUAGCGAACCAGGCCAUGCUACUGGGCGUGGGUGUAGAGCUAGAAUGA
Messenger RNA from Prorocentrum cordatum, 1866 nucleotides. The record is from the annotation of a GenBank genome assembly. NCBI's taxonomy places the organism in Eukaryota, Dinophyceae, Prorocentrales, Prorocentraceae.